AUGACCGAAGGUCAGUGGACUUCUGUAACGAAUUCGCGAAAUGGAAAAACUCGCUCUUACCUAGGAUCUAAAACCAGAGAAAAAUCUCGCGGCCAAGGCAAAGUCAAUCAUAAUAAGCGAGGAAACAUCAGCGAAGUAAACAAGCGACCGAGUCAACAACAGAGUACACAUUCUUCGAGUCGCCUCCCAAAUCAUGGACCAAAUCACAAUACUUACAAUUUUCCUCCUAAUUUUGAUGUGGCAAAUUCUUUUCCUCCUUAUUCGGAUAUUAGUAAUUCCGAUGGUUCAUCGAGAGCGGUUUCUCCAGAUACAACUUUAUUGACCGCGUUGCCGUCCUACCAUAUUGAAUUAAUGAUAGAAUGCCCUUUUGCAAACUGCCUGGAUCAAGAUAAAUCAGAGGUGACGAUUAACGAUAGUACAUAUCUUGUAGAACAUUUAAAAGAUAAGCAUAAAAUCCACUUUAAGGAUUUGCAUCAUGUCUACUUGAUUCUCGAGAAAUAUUUGAAGUACUGGGCGAAUCAAAUUACUCAAGAGGCGAUCAUGGAAAAACUUAAUACGGAAAUUAGCGAAGAUGAGAUUAUAUAUGUUAUCGAUCCGGAGAAACUUCCGCAAGAUAAAUAUAUUAGGGAGCAAUUUCAUCGUGAAAAAUUGGAACCUGGAAAAAACUGGGAGACAUACGAGAAUGAACGUUACGAAUCAGAUGAAGAUCAUAAUCGAGACGACUCUUGGGAUGAUUGGAAUGAGGAAGAACCGCAAUCAACCCUGUGUCUCUUUUGUGAAAAUAUUUCACUUAAUCCUAAUGAAGCUCUGAAUCAUAUGAGAAGCGCUCAUGGGUUCGAUUUGUUAGAAAUUAAAAAAGCCAUGGUUCAGGCCGAUGACCCUUUAUUAAGAGGAUUUGAAGAUGAUGAUUCCAGCAUUGAGGAUGACAAUGACUCUCCAUUGCAUUUUCCUAAUAACACGGUUGUUAUUCCCGAGAAAGCACCGGAAGAAUUAGGUGACCAAAUGAAACAGAUGUUGACAUUAAAUCAAAGUGAAUUUGGCUUAAAUG
Acaulospora colombiana is the source of this 1048-nucleotide messenger RNA. The record is from the annotation of a GenBank genome assembly. NCBI's taxonomy places the organism in Eukaryota, Fungi, Glomeromycota, Glomeromycetes, Diversisporales, Acaulosporaceae.